AUGGCGUCAGACACCGAGGGCAUAGCCGCGCUGUUCUCCAUGUACAACGAUGACGACGAAGAGGACGCCGACGAGCCCGGACCUCCUUCCCCGCCGCCGCCCGCUGCGGCAGCCUCCCCCUCCACGUCACCUCGAACCGGAGGUGAGAGCUCCAACCCUAACUCGAACCCCAACCCUUCGCCGGAGCACUCGCCCCCUCCCCUCCUCGAGGAGCAGGCCGGCCGCAAAACCCUAGCGAGCCCCCAGGUCUCGCCGGCGCUUCCGCCGCUGCCCUCGCGCCGUUCGCCCCUGCCCUUCGCGGUUUCGUCCCCCUCCCCAUCUCGCCCCCCGCUGUCCGCCCCGCCGCCCGAUCUACCGCGGCCGCCACGGCGCGGGUCGCUUGCUAUAGUGGACUACGCGCAUGACGAGAUGGCAAUGUCGCCUGACCAGGAGGACGGGGAGAUCAUGAGUGGCAUAGGCGGUUUGGGCUCGGAUGCUCAGGAUGCUGAGGGGAUUCUUGAAGAAAGAAUUCUCUCAGGUACUGUUAAUAUUCUCACCCCAAAAGUCCUAUCAGAAACUUCUCAGCAUUUGGAUGCACCUGAGCAGAACCAAAUGGGGGCAGAUGUUCCAGUGGAUGUAACUGGAACAGAAGCUGAAGAUGCUAGGGUGGAGGAAGCUUCUGAUAUUUCUACCAAUGUUCACAAUGAUGAUCCAUUGAGCCGUUUUCUUCCUCUGCCCGUGUCUACAAAAUGUUCUACAGCAUUACAGCAAAGGAUUAACAAGUUCCUUGGAUACAAAAGGUCUGGAAAGAGCUUUAAUGCUGAAGUGCGUAACAGAAAGGACUACAGAAAUCCUGACUUUUUGCAGCAUGCUGUGCGGUAUCAAGAAAUUGAUCAGAUAGGGACCUGCUUCAGUAAAGAUGUUUUCAAUCCAUAUGGGUACGAUAAAAGUGACUACUACGAUGAGAUAGAAGCUGAUAUGAAGCGUGAACUUGAGAGGAAGGAACAGGAGAAGAAAAGAAAUCCAAGAAUUGAUUUUACUAGCUCUGGAAUACAACCUCCAAUCAAUCCAUCAAUAGCGAAGAUUUCAGCCGCCAUAUCAGCAGCAGCUGUAGCUGGUGUAUCGGUUCCGGCAUCGGCAGAUACUGUACAGAAAGAGGCUAGGCCAAACAAAAAGUCAAAAUGGGAUAAGGUUGAUGGUGAUACUAAGAACCCUGCAGCUGCUAGUGGACUUGACAAUCGGUCAGCAGCCGGUGGAUCUGCCACACUUUUGACUUCUGAAAAUGCUGGUGCUGGUGGAUAUGCUGCUUUUGCCGCGGAUUGCUCUUGCCGUUCGCACUUCGCCCCUCGCUUGCUCACCACCAUCAUCAUCCUCGCAGCCUUUUUCCCCAACAGAUUUCGUCCGGGCUCCUGCAAAGGGGCGCCGAGGCUCUUGAGUGCUGUGCGCGGCGGAAGCAAGCCCCCGUCCGGUUGUCUUCUUCCUCCGCCAGAGGACAAGGGGCGGUCACAAGGGAUCACCCACAGGGCCGCCGUGCGGUGCGGUGGCUGCCUUCAUAAGCGAGGGAGGGAAGCAGUCCUGUGGAGUGCGGUACAGAGGAGCGGCGUUUCUUCUUUCUUCUUCCUCUCGGCGACGGUGCGAGGCCAGCAAGGGGAGAUGUCGGAGGUGAAGCCGGAGGAGAUCAGCCACCCGGCCAUGGAGCAGCUGCAGGGGUUCGAGUACUGCAUCGACUCCAACCCUCCAUGGGGGGAGGCCAUCAUACUGGGCUUCCAGCACUACAUCCUGGCGCUGGGCACGGCCGUCAUGAUCCCGGCGGUGCUGGUGCCCAUGAUGGGCGGGAACGACGGAGACAGGGUGAGGGUGGUGCAGACGCUGCUAUUCGUCACCGGCAUCAACACGCUGCUGCAGUCGCUCUUCGGGACGCGGCUGCCGACGGUCAUAGGCGGCUCAUACGCCUUCGUCAUCCCGGUGAUGGCCAUCGUGCAGGACUCCUCGCUCGCAGCCAUAUCUGACGACCACGAGAGGUUCCUCCAGAGCAUGCGGGCCAUACAGGGGGCACUGAUAGUGUCGUCCAGCAUUCAGAUCAUCCUUGGUUACAGCCAGCUCUGGGGUAUUUUCUCCAGAUUCUUCAGUCCGCUGGGAAUGGCGCCGGUGGUUGCGCUGCUCGGUUUUGGUCUCUUCGAAAGAGGAUUCCCUGUGGUUGGGAGAUGCGUUGAGGUUGGCCUGCCAAUGUUAAUCCUCUUUGUUGUGCUUUCCCAGUAUCUGAAGAAUGUACAGAUAAGAGAGAUCCCCAUACUGGAACGGUUCUCCCUGUUCAUCUGUAUCGCAUUGGUCUGGGCGUAUGCUCAAAUCCUCACUUCUGGUGGCGCGUAUAAUCAUAGCACCGAGGUCACUCAGAUCAACUGCCGCACUGACCGUGCCAAUCUCAUCUCUUCUGCGCCAUGGAUUAAGAUCCCAUAUCCCCUGCAGUGGGGGGCACCAACCUUCAGUGCCGGGCAAUCGUUCGGUAUGGUGUCUGCGGUUUUGGUGUCGCUAAUAGAGUCCACAGCUUCUUACAGCGCUGCAGCUCGGCUUGCAAGUGCAACUCCACCCCCAGCUCACAUCCUGAGCAGAGGCAUCGGGUGGCAGGGGAUUGGCAUCCUCCUUUGUGGGCUCUUUGGAACAGGGACCGGCUCCACUGUCUCAGUGGAGAACGUGGGGUUACUAGGAUCAACGAGGAUCGGGAGCCGCCGCGUCAUACAAAUCUGUGCUGGCUUCAUGAUCUUCUUCUCCAUGCUGGGGAAAUUUGGAGCGCUGUUCGCUUCCAUCCCGUUCACCAUCUUUGCCGCCGUGUACUGCGUCCUGUUCGGACUAGUUGCUGCGGUGGGGCUCUCCUUCUUGCAGUUCACCAACAUGAACUCCAUGCGCAACCUGUUCAUCGUCGGCGUGUCCAUCUUCCUUGGCCUGUCCGUGCCGGAGUACUUCUUCCGCUACAGCAUGGCUGCCCAGCGUGGUCCUGCGCACACUAAAGCUGGAUGGUUCAACGACUACAUCAACACCAUCUUCUCGUCGCCGCCGACGGUGGGGCUGAUGGUGGCCGUGUUCCUGGACAACACGCUGGAGGUGAAGGACGCGGGCAGGGACCGCGGGAUGCCGUGGUGGGUGCCCUUCCGCUCCUUCAAGGGGGACAGCAGGAACGAGGAGUUCUACAGCCUGCCAUUCAACCUCAACCGCUUCUUCCCUCCCUCGUAA
This is a messenger RNA of Triticum turgidum subsp. durum (durum wheat), 3207 nucleotides long. The record is from the annotation of a GenBank genome assembly. Lineage: Eukaryota; Viridiplantae; Streptophyta; Magnoliopsida; Poales; Poaceae.